AUAAAUCCCUACCCAAGAUCGCGACCAAGGUCGUCAACUAUCAAAACUCAAAAGUGCAGCGGCAUCCAUGACAGAGGCCGAUUGCCACGCAUUGCCAAGAGUGUCCACGAUGCCAGAGAGCAGCGGUAACGACCCAUCACGUGAUGAAGACCCGGCGGCGACUCAUAUGGUGGCGUCGGCUUCCACUGCAUCCAUCAUAUCCAUCACGUCGGAGAUGUCGGUGGCGGAAAAGGACCGCCUGCCGCUCGCAAGUCAUUUGGCCAAGGCGGCGCAGACGGGCGCGUCCAACUUUGUGUUGGCGUACAACGUCCGAGCUGGCAUUGCGCUUCUGUCCCGCAUCGUGCAGCUGAUUCAGAAUCGAAAGUUCCGCGAUAUCGUGAACCUCAACUCGCUCUUGUCUGAAAAACACUUGAACUUCCGCGUCGAAGCCGUGUCGAUGGGGCUCUUCAUCGGGUGCUUCACCGGCGGGUACGAAGCGCUCCAGGCGGUUCUGCGCAAGCUGCGGCCUGACCUCCCAGCUGCCACCCGCACAGUCGUGUCUGGCAUCGUCGCUGGAUCGGGCAUCCUCUGUCUCAACCCUAGCCGGCGGCGGUCCCUCGCGCUGUACACGUUUGUGCGCGCGCUGCAGUCCGUGUACAACAUCGCCAAGGCGCGAAAGCUGUGGCACUUUUGGGGCAGCCAUUGGCCUCACGGCGACGCGCUCUUGUUUGGGGUCGCCAGCGCCCAGGUCAUGUACAGCUUCAUUCUACGCCCCGAGAUCCUUCCGAAAGAGUACUUUUCUUUCAUCCAUCGAGCGGGGCCUGUGGCUAUGAGGGUGCUUCAGUUCACCCAGCGCACAUUGCGUGGUGCGGCCGUCGAGCCCGCCGACGUGAUCCGAUUUUUAGACGACAAGGCGUCGCCUGUGGUGUACAACAUCGCGCACAACCACCCAGAGAGCUUGCCGUGCUCGCUCAUCCACCACGGGUCGGCGUCGUGCACUUUGGGAUUUGGGAUGACGUUUUGGAAUGCCGCGCGCCGGACGUUUCCCUUGUACUUGUCGCUCAACAUUGUACCGAGGGUGGUGCUCGAUUUGCACCGUUUCGUCAAGGCACCCGUGACGACAGUGUUGAAAGGGACGUGGGGCGGCGUGCGGUCCACUGCCUUCCUCGGCACGUUCGUCGCAUUGUAUCAAGCUACCGUGUGCGUCCAAAGGCUGAUGUUUCGUUCGGAUUCCAAAGCUACGUACUUUGUCGCAGGACUGAUAGCGUCGGGUUCGAUUCUGCUUGAAGCCAAACAUCGUCGAUCAGAACUGGCGCUGUACGUGCUUCCGCGAGCGUUGGACUUGCUCUACAUCACGCUGCGAGACAAGCGCGUAUUGGCUGAGAUGGCGUACGGUGAAGUCAUGUUGUUUGCAUGUUCGAUGGGGACGCUUAUGUUUUGCUUUGAGCAUGAGAAGCAGCACUUGAGUCCGUUCGUGGAGCGGUUGCUCAACCGAUUCCUGCACUCUACAGUCAAGUCGUCGUCCACAUGUAUUAGUAAGAGUUAGAGACCCGGCUCGCAGCUGACAUAACCACGGGAUGGGAAGAACUUGGUUUUACCAAUCAGUCAUUUCGAGAGGCAAUUGUAUAGGGUGCGUCUGGUAACAUUUCAAAAAUAGUAGACCAUUUUCUCGCAAAAUGGAAUAAAC
Messenger RNA from Aphanomyces astaci, 1666 nucleotides. RefSeq lists its product as hypothetical. The coding region runs from base 68 to 1525 and encodes 485 amino acids. The transcript is spliced from 9 exons. The record is from RefSeq and is a predicted model, not a curated record. NCBI's taxonomy places the organism in Eukaryota, Oomycota, Saprolegniomycetes, Saprolegniales, Verrucalvaceae.